CAUUUUCUAUGGACAUGUUUACAAAGCUUUGUUAGAGUUCAUGGUCUAAAUUUAGUAACUAAAAAAUUAUCAUGUUUCUAUUUGAAGAUGCAGGUGUGAGUGUGUGCUAAAAAUUUUGAUGCUGUAACAUUGACAGAUGUCAACAAAUGGCCCAAAACUAAAAUUUAUUGAUCAUCAAUUUAAACGUGGUUUUAGGGUAUGUGUUAUAGCAGUUACCCUGUAAUUUAUUCAAAGAUCUUUUCAUCUAGGUUAUAAAAUAAAUAUUCAUUUAAAAAUUUGAAGAAAUGGCUGUCGAAAAGGUUUACCCAAAAAUUGAAGAACUGACCAGUUUUAACGCAAAAGUAGUAUGCCCAGAGAAAAACUGUAUGAAAAUAUUUACUACUGAAUCAAAUCUAACACUGCAUUUGGUAAAAACACACAAAAGAAAUGAACUAUGGUUAAUAAAAAAAGAAUUUUAUUGUCCCAAUAUAACUUGUAUGUACAAUACAAAAACAGUGUUUAGAAAUAUUAAACCCUUAAAACAGCAUUACAUGAAAGUACACAUGGCAAAAACAUUUGCCUGUGAAUCAUGUUGUAAAAAAUUUGUUACAGAACAAAUAUUACAAUCCCACAAAGAAUAUUGUGGUGUAACAUUUAAAUGCUGUGAUUGUGAGGUGUCAUAUGAUUGUUAUGAAACAUUAAAAACUCAUUGUAGAAGAAAGAAACAUGGCAUAAAAGAUAAAAAGAAUUACAAAUUUGUUACAAUGGACACAGUGGAACCUUUGAAUAUAGGGAGAUUUAAAUUAAUUUUACCAAAACCAGUGAAAAGUACAGCAGUAAAUAAAGUAAUGCUUAAUCAGAGCUGUCAAACUGAAUUAUUAAAGCCCAAAUUGAGUAGUAAAAGCAUUCAAGUGCAAAACGAAAAGGUUGAUAUUGGCACACAGGCCACCAUAAGAUCAUCCAGUCAAAGUAGCGAGACCCAAACACUAGAAGUAAAUAGUAAACACUCUUUGGAGGAUUACUCAGAACCCCAGAAGAGAAAACAUAUUAAAAUACAGACUACAGCUGUCCCAUACAAGACAUCAAGUUGCAAUACAUCCUUUGAUUUAAGUGAUUUUGAAUUUACAAUCAAUACAGAUCCAGAAAAAUUUAAUAGCAGUACACAAACCUCCUCAGCUGAGUUUGGUAAUAAUUAUUCCUCAUCUACUAACACACAUGAUUCAAUACAUACAGACACAUCAGAUCUGUUAAUGUACAGCCUGAACGAAAACUUGGAUUCAACAUUUUUCAAUUGUCACAUGGAGACUCAAACUGACUUAAUUUUACCUAACGAUGACCUCUUUAAUUACUGUGAUUAUUACAGUAACAAUAUGCAUACUCAGACUUGCUCUGAUAUUUUUAACGACGUUGUUUUUAAUGACACAGAAACGCAAACUACAAUAAACGAAAUGUUUAAUUCUGUUGAAAGUCAAACAAUUAUGUCGCAUACAAAAUCUUCUAAUCAUGAAGAUAAAUAUGUGGCCAACAUUGAAACUCAGACUGAUACAGAAUUUCAGAUUAAAUUAGAAGAAAUACAUUCCUGACUGUAAUUUAGCUUUUUUGUUUGGAUUAUUUAUUGUUUUAAAUUAUUCUGGACUUCUUUAUUCUUUAGGGAAGACAUUGUACAAAUUGUAUAAAAUUUACCAUGUAACUGUAAACUGUAAUGUAAAUAAACAAUUU
Molecule: messenger RNA, 1698 nt
Organism: Brassicogethes aeneus
Lineage: Eukaryota; Metazoa; Arthropoda; Insecta; Coleoptera; Nitidulidae
Source: the annotation of a GenBank genome assembly